GAUAUAUAAUACUGUAAGCCUAUCGGAUAUAGUUCAAAGUUCCAAGUACUGUUAAAAAGACUUCUAGAUCAUGUCAACUGAGGAGUUGAAAAGAAUCGCUUGCAAGGCAAUUGAUGAUAAUGCAGCUAAAUUAAACGGUGUUAGUCAAGAAAUAUGGUCUAAACCAGAGUUAGCUUUUGAAGAGGUUGAAGCUCAUAAGUUACUGACUGAAUUUUUGACUGAUCAAGGUUUCGAAAAUGUCGAAAAAUCUUUUUUAAUGAAAACUGGUUUUAGAGCACGAGCCGGCAAUCCUGAUCAUCAAAGACAUGUUGCAAUAUUAUGCGAAUAUGAUGCUUUACCUGAAAUUGGCCAUGCAUGUGGUCAUAAUUUAAUUGCCGAAGCUGGAGUGGGAGCUGCUAUUGGCGUUCUAGCCGCUAUUAAAGCUGGAGCAAGAGGCCGUGUGUCAGUAUUUGGGACUCCAGCUGAAGAAGGCGGCGGUGGUAAAUUACCUUUUAUUGAAAAGGGUCUAUUCAACGACGUCGAUGCUGCUAUGAUGGUACAUCCGUGCUUCUUCGAUUCAUUCAAGCACGAAUUUUUAUCUAUUAAAAGAAUACAGGCGACAUUCCAUGGAAAAGCUUCGCAUGCCGCAGCCUCACCAUGGGAAGGUAUCAAUGCCCUGGACGCUGCUGUAACGGCUUACACGUCAAUUUCUGCUCUAAGACAACAAAUGCAUCCAAAGUGGAAAGUUCAUGGUAUUAUAAGCGAUGGCGGAGUUAAGCCCAACAUUAUACCAGAGAGGAGUCAAAUUGAAUAUUAUCUUCGAACCCCAACUGAAGUAGAAAUGAAAACUUUAGAGAUGAAAAUACGAAACUGUAUAGAAGGAGCCGCCCUUACUGCUAAUUGUACAGUGGAAAUAAAGCAGCUACAGCCAUCGUACAAGAAUAUGGUUUUUAAUGAUGUUCUAGUUAACCUAUUCAGCGAAAAUGCUAAGGAACUUGGCUUAAUUGGAGAAGAAUUCGAUCCCAGUAAACCUACAGGUUCAACCGACAUGGGAAAUGUAUCACACGUCGUUCCGAGUAUUCAUCCCAUGUACGCUAUACCUACGAAAGCUUUCAAUCAUACAAGAGAAUUUACAGAUGAUGCUGGAAAAGAAUAUUCUCAGGCACCGACAAUCCUCCAAGCUAAAGCUAUGGCAAUGACCGCCAUUGACCUGUUUGAAAAUCCCAAAUUGCUACCAACGAUUCGUGAAGAUUUUGAAAAUUAUUUACAUCAAGUAAAGCAGAAACGUGGUUGGGGUUUCACCCCUAAUUUUGAUUAUUUAAUUAAAGAAGGGACAUUCGUAGAGGGGGGACUAUUAGGUUCUUACGCAACAGUUACUAUUCCUAGUCAUUGGACAAUUGCCACUGGUAUGUACCAAGAAAGUCAUGGAGUUGUUGGAAGGCAAAUGUACGAUCCGAGAAUAAACGAAACGUUGACAAUCACGGCAGAUUCCUCCAAAUCAUCAUUCUGGUUCAAUAACGGUACAUCGGGAGGUGGCGGUGAACCUAUUUGGGUAACUAAUGAAAGGCAGGGUGGACUCAGUGGCGUUAUGCAUUGGAUUGGGCUUGACGUUGAAUUACACGGUUUCUUACCAACUAGACAAGAAAAGUUCAAUAUAGAUAUGGCCACUGGCCAUAAGGAAACUAUUGAUAAAUUAAUUAAUUGGCUCAUAGACGAAAAUCCAAUUAAUUUGGGAUUAUUGUAUAUUAGCCAACCAGACAAAUUUGGUCAUUUCUACGGACCAACAUCAAUUGAAGUAUUAAAUGAAAUUAUUCGUCUUGACGAUAUAGUUGGAUAUCUAAUUGAAAGACUUAAAGAAGAGGAUUUGUACGAUAGUAUUAAUUUAAUAAUUACAAGCGAUCACGGUAUGACCGAUUCAAGUAAAGAAAAACUAAUAGUAUUAGAGGAUUACUUAGAUUCAAUGAAGUAUGUAUCUAUAAACAAUUCCCCUAUAAUUCAUAUAACUCCUUUAGAAGGUGUUGAAGCGGAUGAAAUUAUUAAGAAUUUAUCAUCUGUCAAACAUAUUAAAGUUUGGAAGAAAGAAGAUAUUCCAUCGGAAUUUCAUUAUAAGUUCAACGAGCGUAUUAUGCCUAUACUUCUCACUGCUGAUUUAAAUUGGAACAUCGUUAAAACUAGGAGGGAAUACAACAAAUGGUGUAAGUUUACAAUUUUUUACAGAAAAAACAUUCGCUCCUCCCUUUUAUUUAUUUAUUUUCUCU
Messenger RNA from Dimorphilus gyrociliatus, 2237 nucleotides. NCBI's taxonomy places the organism in Eukaryota, Metazoa, Annelida, Polychaeta, Dinophilidae. The record is from the annotation of a GenBank genome assembly.